CGCUAAAUUUAACACAAAUAAUGACUGAAACAGAUUAUUUCGAUGAAUUUUAAAUAGAUAAAGGUAUUAUUUUUUUAUCUAUGAUUUGGUACUAUAAAAUAGUUCAUAUAUAUUUCUAAUGGACAUUUUGGCUGACAAUUUUCCACUGCUCCUUGAAAAUUCAGGAGAUUGGCCGAUAUGUAACCAUGACAACCCCCUAGAUACGCUCUUCACGAAACAAUCGUCCUGUUGUGUCCGCUUUAAGAGAUCUCGGAAGAAAUGUGUGAAAGCGAAAGUCAUCCAUGUGAUGGCGAAGACAAAAGGAAAGAGUGUGAUUUCUGCAAAUACAGCUCGUCAAUCACUCAAAGCCGCUGGUUUGAUGCUUUCAACAUGCUGACAGUUGUAUUGGACAGUAUUUUCAUAGUCCAUGUGAUCGACCCCUCUCAGACGAAUUUUCCUGUGUUCUUUUAUAUAGCCGACGGCUUUUUUCUGUCCGUCUAUCUGCUGGAGUGUGUGCUGAAGGUGUGUGCUGAUCCGCGGGGAUACUGGAGAAGCGCUUCUAACGUCCUGUCUGCAGUCAUUGUGCUCGUCUCCUGGAUUUGUUGGUUCGUGAAUGUGCUCUCUCAGGCCGUGUCUCCAAAGACCGUCAUCGUCCUACGUGUCCUUCUGAUCAUCAGACUCUUAAAGAUGCUGCCUGACACUUACACACGAGCUUAUCAGGCCUUUAUUGCAGCCUUCUUGAGGGCAAUGAAGACUGCAGUAUUUCUGAUUGGAUUGAUGUUUGUGGUGAUGAUGAUUUAUGCUGUGGCUGGAUAUUUGUUUUUUGGAGACCCUGACACAGGAGAUCCUGAUAACUGGGGAGACAUCGGCAGUGCUCUUUUCACUCUUUUCCGCUUGGCGACAUUGGAUGAUUGGACAGACGUCCAGCAGAGACUCGAUGACCUGAGCAUGGAAUUCAGCUGCAUCUUCACCAUCACCUUCAUCCUUAUUUGCUCCUUCGGAUUCCUAAACAUGAUCAUCGGGGUGGUCGUCACGGAAAUGGCUAAUGCAGCUGAGCAGAUUCAGAAGGACAUUCAGUGUGAACGUAAGGAAUCGGUUGACAAAAAAAAAGAGAUCAUUGUCCAGCAGCAGAAAAAGAAGAUCGAGCGGCUGCUUCAGAGACAGACGGAUGAUGACCGAAGAUUAUACUUCAUAAAGGAGUAUCUCCACAAAGUGGAAGAACAGGAUAACACCACAAAGGAGUGCCUGCAGCUCUUCACUGACAUGAUGCAAAUACUGAAAGAGGAAUUAGAGGACAGGCAGACUGAUCAGACACAGAAAGAGAACAGCCUGCAAAACUAAAGGAAAAUUAAACCUAAAAAAAGAAAGAAUAAAAAGUUUUAAUUCUUUAUGCUAAAAACAUGUAAUAUUUUUAAAUGUUCCAAAAAAAAAAAAAAAGUGUUAAUAGUGUUGUUGUUGUUUUUGUUGUUUUUAUUCAUAUAUUUAUAAAAGUAAUGAGUGUGAUCAUAGCUCAACCAAAGCAAAUAAAAAACAACACUAAACAUAAUAAUUAACUUUUAUAACACUCAAAUGUAAUAA
Messenger RNA from Myxocyprinus asiaticus (Chinese sucker), 1557 nucleotides. RefSeq names its product cation channel sperm-associated protein 3-like. The coding region runs from base 259 to 1320 and encodes 353 amino acids. Gene Ontology annotation, cellular component: membrane. The record is from RefSeq and is a predicted model, not a curated record. Gene Ontology annotation, biological process: transmembrane transport; monoatomic ion transport. Gene Ontology annotation, molecular function: monoatomic ion channel activity. The transcript is spliced from 8 exons. NCBI's taxonomy places the organism in Eukaryota, Metazoa, Chordata, Actinopteri, Cypriniformes, Catostomidae.